Messenger RNA from Hippocampus zosterae (dwarf seahorse), 1455 nucleotides. RefSeq names its product protein phosphatase 1 regulatory subunit 12C-like. Bases 842 to 1324 code for a protein of 160 amino acids. NCBI's taxonomy places the organism in Eukaryota, Metazoa, Chordata, Actinopteri, Syngnathiformes, Syngnathidae. The record is from RefSeq and is a predicted model, not a curated record. Gene Ontology annotation, molecular function: enzyme inhibitor activity; phosphatase regulator activity. Gene Ontology annotation, cellular component: A band; Z disc; cytoplasm. The transcript has 5 exons.
AUUCAGAAACAUCAAUGAGCAUGCAUGUUUUUAUAUGUGGACAGAAGGUACAGUAAAAUUGCUCUGAGCACCUUUCCCUACCCAGUGCUGGGCAUCGCAGUUUUUCAUUCUGCCAUCUGCAUAGGCUUUGGGAAUGAGAUGCGAUCGACCGCUUAGCGCCGUGCAAAAGCCAAGCAAUCUUUUUGCAAAUUUGGCCCUGAAUUUGAAGAGGCCUUGCACAAACUCCACACAGGAAGGCUGGACUUCCAACUCCAAACCUCUCAACUGUGAGGCACAUGUGCCAACCACUAGACGACAAUAAUGCCCACAUUUGAUUAUAAAAUACACAGACGCACAGAUGUCAAUGUCAUGUUAAAAAGUCACAGGCAUCUCCAGUGUAUCCAAAUUCCGUUCAUCUAAUUGUAAAUCUAUAUUUACUGCUUAUUAGUUCGAAUUACACUAAGGAGCUAUCGAGCAGUAGCGCAAUCAUGCAGUACAAAAACCACUUGCUUGAGCUGGGAUGCAGAUAAUAUUCAGCGAAUGACAGCAUUAAAAUGUCAGAGUGAAUUAACACUGAUCCAUUUAUAUCAAAUGAGUGAGCCGGUUGUAGAAAUACACCAAUUUAUUUGGUCAAAUCAAAUUCGGGUUACUUGUUGGAAUAUGCUAUCUGCCCCGGUGUGUAACUGACUCAGACUUGGGCAACCAGAAAGUCAGAAGUGAUUGAUUUCUGCAUGUUACCCCUCCCCAUGCCCUUCCUUUACCCUCCAUGCACUCUAUCCUGUUUCCUUCCAUCUCUCUCUCUCUCAGCCUCUCCCUUUCAUCGCCGCUGCAUUGCUUGAAUUUCUGACCUCCUGCUCGAAAUAUGCACGCUUUGGUGCCCAGUUCCAGACAUUAUCUGUCACCCGUCAGGGAUGAAGACGCAGAGUCUCAGAGGAGGGCCAAAUCUCGUCAUGCCAGACAGACCCGCAGGUCAACGCAGGGUGUAACUCUGACGGACUUGAAAGCGGCUCAGAACAUCAACAAAAGCUCAGAGGAGUUUCUACUUGAUGGGAAAGUGGAGGAUGGAGCAAAAGAAACCAAAAUCAGUCCAAGAUGGAGCAACAGAGAUGAGUGGGGGAACAUCGGACCCAAGUUACAAAGUGUUGCUGAGUUCACAGAAGCCUGCUGCUGGCCUGCGUCCACCAUUGCAGGGAUAAACUCCGUCAGAGUGGGUGGAAGAAGGUGGAGAGAUGAAAAUCAGAACCCUCUUGAAGACGAACAUCUUACAUGUGCAAGACAGAGGAGCAGAAGUCAUGGAUUGGAUGGAUCUGAUAAAUCAGACGGCACCGUCACAGAGGUACGGUGAUCAAUUGAAAAAGUCACGCACCGUCAUUUGCAUUGACCCGAUAGUAUAAAUCAUUUCAAUUUAUAUAUUACCCAAAAUAAAUCGGGUGCCUGCUUCGACGAAGUGUAAUAAUCCCCGAGAAGAGCUUUGAC